This is a messenger RNA of Beauveria bassiana ARSEF 2860, 741 nucleotides long. RefSeq lists its product as uncharacterized. The transcript has 3 exons. The coding region runs from base 1 to 741 and encodes 246 amino acids. Lineage: Eukaryota; Fungi; Ascomycota; Sordariomycetes; Hypocreales; Cordycipitaceae. The record is from RefSeq and is a predicted model, not a curated record.
AUGGCCGGCCGCGACGAGAUAUGUAUCGCAUUCAACGUCUUUGUCUGCAUCACCGCCGCCAUCCUCUUCUUCUUGCUGCUCUCGCUCGCGUUUUGCGUUGCUGUGGCUGUGAUGGCCAGCCCACCCCGCUUCGUGAGCGGGGUCGGCGUCUUUUGCCGGAGGAUCGGACUCGCGUUUGUCGUGGUGGGCUUCGCGUUCGCGAUGGGCACGCAUGAAAUUGGCGCACAGCUGCAGCAAGCCCUCGGUGGCCAGUUGAAGACCGGGGUAGCAUGGGUCGGGGCAGCCGUUACUCUCGUAUUUUCCAUCUUUGGACUGGCCGUGGACGCCUACUUCUGGUACGGCGACCGUAGGAUGCCUACCCCGCAGGAAGGUGAAGCUCGUUUUGCGGAUGAGCGCGACGUUCGUGGCGUGCGGGACGGCGGCGGCUACGCAUCGCGUAACUCGUGGGCGUCCCGUGAAGUGGCCGGCGGCGCUGAGACUCUUUUCAGCGUGUUGCGCAAGCGUUCCGCCAUGCCUCACCCAGAUAGUCCCGACUUCUAUCUACAGCCAGAAACUACUGCAACAGCGACCUACAUCCGUUACUGCAUACUGUCCAGGGUAAAUGAAGGCAUCAGGAGCUGCAUUCCGCCGCCUGUGCUUGCGGGUCCUCGGAAAACCCUUCAGGGUAGGCUGGCUAGUGGAGCGGCAUCCGGAUCACGAUGCACGACGCGGGUACCGACAAGUAGCCAUAUUCUACCUUGA